UGUAGCUAAAGGCUGAGCUAUAUUUAUAUAUUUAUAUAUUUGAAUUUACCCUGACAUGGUCCUGAACGAUAGCUAAAAGCCUUUGUUGUCAUCGACAGUAGUAUUUAAACAAACAAGCUAAUGUUUUGUGGUCAGACUUUGAUCUUUGUCUCCGCUCUGAGUGGCUAACCACAAAUAAGGAAGCGAUGAACUUCCAGGGCAAUCGGAGGCGGGGGGAGGAUGGCAUCGCCAUGGUGAUUGACUUCCUGCUGUCGAACGCCCGGCUGGUUCUGGGAGUCGGUGGGGCCGCCAUGCUAGGCAUUGCUACAUUGGCGGUGAAACGGCUGAUAGAGCGAGCGGGCCGCGCAGCUGACGAUGAAAAGGUGGAGCAGAAGAUGGCCGAGAGCUGGGAGGAGUUGAGUUUAGUCUCCGCUUCCCCGACGCUGAUCAAGAAGGGCAUCGAAGGCGUCGUGAUGAAACAUGUCGCCAAGGCAGCCAAACAACAGAAAGCUGACCUGUGCCAACAACCUCAGAUGUCGGCCCUGGAGGUACAGUCCAAACCCGAGUCAAAGUCCAAGAGGCUCCAGCUGUGCGUGGUCACUCCGCAGGAGCGUCUGCUGCAGUACUAUCACACGAGGGCGGCUCUCGCUCCACACGAGGUCCGGAGGGCUCAGGCUCUGGCUCUAGACAUCUGCACUGAGAUCCAGGGCUUUAUGCACAGCCGUCAUCCAGACAUGCCGCUGGGUGAGAUGAACCUCGGAGGAUCUCUCCUGGAUGACCUGCAGGUGGUCAGUGCGGACCACGCGUGUCUUCUGGUGCCGCUGCAGCUGGAAGCUUCUCUGUGGCGUCUCAUCCCGGGAGAGGAGACACUGCUCACACACCCGCUGCACUGGAUGGUCCGACGAGUCAAUUUAGAAUAUUUUCCCAGAGGACGCAGCUACUGGGACAGGUACCUGGUGGGAGGUUAUUUGUCAGCAGAAGCCGUUGUCAACAUGUUCAAUAAAGCAGUCAUGGAGACAAUUAACUGGCCGUCCAUCAGCAGCACUUUGGACUGUCUCGUUAGACCAGUACUGGGAGGACCCGACCUUCGACUUGAGAUUCGGCCUGAAAAAGAAAAAGAAGAGGCAGACGGCAGCCAGCCACUCUUCAUCUCCGUGUUGCCUCUGCUGAGAGAGGAGGACGUGGCUCUGACCGCCCAGCCUGAGCUCACCUCCCCCUGGGUCAACGCCUGGCACCUCUCUCUCUACCCGUGGGAGACUCAGCGCCUGGUUCAGCUCGACGCCACUGACGACGGUCGCCGCAAACUCAUGCUUAAAAUCCUGAAGGCGGUGUGCAGACUGAACCCCGCUCUGCGACCGCUCGAAGCCGCCCCGCUGGCCAACCUCAUCCUCCACCUCAGUGACAGUGAGAGCGACUGGUCCGAGAGCAGCCUGGAUGUGCGAUUCCAGCAGUGCAUCACAGAGCUGAUUGGCUACCUCGAGCAAGAGGCGUUGCACAGUUACUUCAAGCCAGCUGUCAAUCUGCUGAGCGGCUUGUCAGAUGACCAGGUGGACCAGAUGGGCUUCAUGCUCUACUGUGCUGUGUCAGAGCCUGAAAUAUUGCUUAUAUAACACUCCGCACACUCUACACUUCUCAUAUCUCAAGCUCUGACACACACAGAUCAAAGGAAUAUUCUUUUAUCAUUCAUGAUGUUUGGUUCAAGACAAAAAAAAGGGAGGUUGUAUUCUUCCCAUUGCCUCUCCUCUCUCCUUAUUUAGCUCCUCCAUCUUGCUUUGAUGCAGACAUACAGGGUACAGGUCGGAGUGACAAAAUGUCAGGCGCCACAGUGAGGAAGGUCGAGGAGAAGAUACACUGAGAAAGCGGAUGUGAAAGUGACAAUCAAAGCUAUAAAGAGGAUGAAAGGAAACGUGCCAAGGAACGGAGAUGAGGACGUGUUAAUCAAGAUGUUUGAAAUAGCGUUUCAGGUUGUGCCUGAUCUUUAAAACACCAGAGCCAAGCCUGUAUUUAAGUUUGUGUGCGAAUGUUUUUCACCUGAAUGUUUAAGUGUGGGAGACGACGAUGGUCAACAGUACAUCCAUCAUCAUCAUCAGCAGAGGAGGAACGCUGAUUAAGACACUGUUUCUGUUCUUCGACUGAUAGCGUGUGUUCUGCAUCAUUUUCCUUUAAAUAUUCUAACUAUGCAGAUUAAUAAUGACCUGCUGGGUUUUGCUGCACCUAUUAGACUACUGAGUCUGCCAGAGUUGAACUUAUUUAACUCGACGUGUAUAUUUUAUGAUACUGGAGGUUGAAGUGUGCUGAAUUUUCUGUUCAUUGUCUUCCGUGUUGCCAAUCUUAUUUUUGGGGUGAACUAGCCCUUUAAACUAUGAUUAAAAAUUUGCCUAAUAAUUUUAUGCAGUUGCUUUUAAUAUAUGGUAUGAAUGUUGUGGGGAUCUUCAGUUGUGUUUUCUUGCUGAGUGAAAGGAAAAUGGAUUUUCUGUGAAACUGCACAUUGAAUUAAAGCACUUAUAUUCUGAA
This is a messenger RNA of Scomber japonicus (chub mackerel), 2493 nucleotides long. It is a transcript of the gene mief2, whose product is annotated as mitochondrial elongation factor 2. The coding region runs from base 186 to 1589 and encodes 467 amino acids. Gene Ontology annotation, biological process: mitochondrion organization; positive regulation of mitochondrial fission. The transcript has 8 exons. The record is from RefSeq and is a predicted model, not a curated record. NCBI's taxonomy places the organism in Eukaryota, Metazoa, Chordata, Actinopteri, Scombriformes, Scombridae. Gene Ontology annotation, cellular component: mitochondrial outer membrane.